ACAACACUUUUUCCCCUUUCAAUCGUACUUUCACACACACAAUGGCUUCAGAAAAGAAGGUCGCUGAGAACAUGCUUUGGGGAGGUCGUUUCACGGAGGGCCUCGACCCUGUGAUGGAGCAAUACAAUGCGUCCCUGCCCUACGAUCGCCUGUUCUAUGCACAGGAUAUCGCUGGGUCCAUUGCGUUUGCCCGCGCCAACAAGAACAAUGGCAUCCUGACUGCCGACGAGUUCGCUGCUAUCGAGAAGGGCUUCGUCCAGAUCAAGGAGGAAUGGGCAAACAACACCUUCGAGGUCAAGCCCAACGACGAGGACAUUCACACAGCGAACGAGCGCAGGCUGAGCGAGAUCAUCGGCAAGGACAUUGGCGGCAAGCUUCACACAGGGCGAAGCAGGAACGAGCAAGUCGCGACCGACAUGCGGUUGUGGUUGAGGGACCAACUGCACAUAUUGGAGGGUUACUUGAAGCAGUUGAUCAAGACUUCGGUGCAGCGUGCCGAGGCUGAGAUCGAUAUCCUGAUGCCCGGCUACACACAUCUGCAGAAGGCACAGCCCAUUCGAUGGUCUCACUUCCUUCUUGGGCAUACCACCGCGUUCUCGCAGGAACUCGAGCGCCUCCAAGAGGUCAUCAAGCGUGUCAACCGCUCUCCCCUGGGCUGCGGUGCCCUUGCUGGCAAUCCCUUCAACAUCGAUCGCGACGCCAUGGCUAAGGAGCUUGGCUUCGAGGGGAUUCUUCCUAACUCGCUGAAUGCCGUUGGCGACCGAGACUUCGUCUUUGAGACUCUGCAGUGGGGCUCUAGUCUGAUGCUCAAGAUGUCUCGAUGGGCCGAGGACCUCAUCAUUUACUCCAGCUUGGAAUUUGGCUUCGUGCGCCUCGCAGACGCUUACUCGACUGGAAGCUCCCUCAUGCCGCAGAAGAAGAACGCAGACUCUCUCGAGCUGAUCCGUGGCAAGAGCGGUCGCGCCUUCGGACACAUGGCUGGUCUCUACGUGACAAUCAAGGGUCUUCCCACUACAUAUAACAAGGACCUGCAAGAGUCCGUCGAGCCGCUGAUCGACCACAUCAAGACUGUCGGCGACUCGCUCCAGAUCGCUACCGGUGUGAUCUCCACCUUGAAAGUUAACAAGGAGAAGAUGUACGCUGCGCUUGCACCGGAAAUGCUCGCCACAGAAUUCGCAGACUACCUUGUCAGGAAGGGUGUGCCUUUCCGUGAGGGUCACCACAUCUCCGGUCGCGUAGUCGCGGCUGCCGAGGAUAAUGACAUCCCAAUGGACAAGCUGAGUCUGGAACAGCUGAAGGCUAUUGACUCGAGGUUAGGCGACGACGUUGUCGAGUGUCUCGACUACGAGCGUGCGGUGGAACUGAAGAACGCUACAGGAGGUACAAGCAAGAGCGCGUGUCUCGAGCAGAUCGCCAUCAUGAAGAAGGCGUUGUAGGAGGAUUGGCAAAUAUACAGCUUGAGAUGAUGAGCUCACGUAGAUUGCCGCAGCGAUAGAGCGAUUGGUAGAAAGUUCGGCCAUAAAAGCAAAUGCAUAGAUACCCCUCACCUCCUGACCAAUCCAGUCUUUCAUUGUAGGUGUGGAAAAG
This is a messenger RNA of Boeremia exigua, 1587 nucleotides long. Its product is annotated as L-Aspartase-like protein. Gene Ontology annotation, molecular function: argininosuccinate lyase activity. The coding region runs from base 42 to 1436 and encodes 464 amino acids. Lineage: Eukaryota; Fungi; Ascomycota; Dothideomycetes; Pleosporales; Didymellaceae. The transcript is spliced from 2 exons. Gene Ontology annotation, cellular component: cytosol. The record is from RefSeq and is a predicted model, not a curated record.